Molecule: messenger RNA, 507 nt
Organism: Hepatospora eriocheir
Lineage: Eukaryota; Fungi; Microsporidia; Hepatosporidae
Source: the annotation of a GenBank genome assembly
AUGAAAAACAACUGUAAUGAAUCAUACGAUGAUAAAAAGUCAAAACCAAAUAACAUUCAAAUAAACAAUGAUAAAAAGAAGUUUGAUGGGGAUGAAAAAACUAACAGUGAGAAGCAUGUUAUAAGAAAAAGAUUGGUGAUGAACGCAUUGUUGGGACUAAUGAAAAUUAAAUAUCCUGAUUGGGAUAAUGAAGACACAAAGAUAAGAGCACAUAAAACAACUUUUCAAAAGAAUGUCCUUUUGGAUGUUUUUAAAAUUACUAAAUUUCCUGCUAGAGAAACCAGAGAAGAUUUAGCUAUUUUACUUAAACAAACUACACGAGGCAUACAAUUAUGGUUUCAAAAUCAAAGAAAUAAAACAGUUGAAGAUAAAAAUGAAUUGAGAUUUGAAAAAGAAGGUAAAAAAACACUCACUACAACAGAAUUACUUUAUAUAUUUGAGGGAAACCUAACUGGCAUAUACAAAAAGAUAUGGUUCAAUCUAACUGGUAACUUUCUUAAAAAAUAA